Sapajus apella (tufted capuchin) is the source of this 8702-nucleotide messenger RNA. RefSeq names its product pleckstrin homology domain containing A7 (gene PLEKHA7). Bases 3304 to 6963 code for a protein of 1219 amino acids. Gene Ontology annotation, molecular function: protein binding. The transcript is spliced from 27 exons. The record is from RefSeq and is a predicted model, not a curated record. Gene Ontology annotation, cellular component: zonula adherens; pore complex. Lineage: Eukaryota; Metazoa; Chordata; Mammalia; Primates; Cebidae. Gene Ontology annotation, biological process: zonula adherens maintenance; cell-cell adhesion mediated by cadherin; epithelial cell-cell adhesion.
AUUAUAGACAUGAGCCACUGUGCCCAGCCUAAGCUGAAUUUCUGUAUGAAAUUUUUCUAUUUUAAAGCUUUGGCUGAAUUUUUACAAUCUGAGUAGCUCAAAUAAAACUAAUUUGGGGGACAAACUAGUUUUCAGGUCAUGAAUUUGAAGUCUCUAAUACAUAUUGGGACAAGUUGGCAUAUGGAUGGGCCUGCGAAGCAUCUCCCAGAGGGCUGGUGUGGUGUGGGAAUCCUAGGGAAAACUGUGUGUGGAGGGGACUGUUUAUGUUUAUCCUUGCAUAUGGAUAUGGAGUAGCCCAAGAUAUAUGUGUAAAGUAAAAAGCAAGUUAUAGAAUGAUAUGUACAAUUUUAUUCUGUUUAUGUUAGUUUUUUUCUAAAAAGAUGUGUAUAUAAAAUUUUGAGUAUAUAAAAAUUUCAUAAAUGAAGAACUCAAAAAGGAUAUACAAGAAACUGGUAAAGGUAGUUGCCCCUGGGAUUGAUACUGAAUUGGAGGGAGGAAAAGGAACUGCUUUUGAGUUUAUACCCUUCUGUAGCAUGCAGUACUUAAAUAAUUUUUGAAAAGUAAAAUGAAAAGAGCUGUUGGGAGGUAUAAUUCCUAUAUAUUGCAAUUGAGGAGUCUUGCUAUAUAUGAAUAGUGAAGUGUAUAAGCCUUCAGUGCUAAGAAUGUUGAGGAAGGAAGGAUAUCAGAGUGGUCUGGAGUGAUCAGGAAGGGCUACUUGGAAGAGAAGGAGCCUUGAAGAUUGGGCACAGAUCCUUAGGGAAGUGGACAGCAGGAGCCAAAGCCCAGAGGUAGAAAAGAGAAGGCGACUUGGGGACUGGUGGGCAGUUAAAUUUGGCAGAAGCCAAGAGUAUUGGCAAGCAGUGAGAGAUAAAGAGUUUAACACUGAGGAGCCAUGGAGGGUGUUUAGGCAGGAGAUAAUGGGACAAGAGCAGUGCCCCAGCAUGCUUAAACUGGCAACAAGGAUGAGGGAAUUUGUAGACAAAGCCACAGGGUGGCAGCCUCUCAUGUGGUUCCUUCUGGCUCCCAAAAUAGUUGUCACUAAUUCCUGCUAGGGUGUUUCCUGGUGAACAAGGAUUAUUCCUGUAUAACUGAUGAAUAAACUCCUGGCAUUUCCUGUUCUUCCACUUUCCAGAGUGUGAGUCUUGGAAGCUUGCCAACCUCUGCUGGUGCUCGAUGUGGUUUCUCUACUUCCAAAGCCAGUAUCUCUCCCAAGGCAUUUUGGAGGCUCUAUGGAGCAACUAGCCAUUGACUGACAUGCAGCCACUAGAAACAAGCCCACACUUUGGAGUUAGGCAGAUCUGGAUUUGAAUUUUGACCUUGCCACUUGCUUAUUCUAUGAUUUCAGAAUGUCCCUUGACUCCUUUGGGCCUCAAUUCCUCGCUUGCAAAAUGAAGAUAAUAUGAUUUACCUUCUAGGGUGUUAAGGGUAUUAUGCCUUUUAGGUUGAUACAUAGCAAGUAGGUCUUCUUUGCUUUUCUAUGACAAUACCCACUCUGAGCUCUAUGUGUAUGUAUAUAUGUGUGUGUGUGUGUGUGUGUGUGUGUGUAUAUAUAUAUAUAUAUAUAUAUAUUUAUACAUACUUAGUGUUGGACGCGUGGGCUUUGUGCUCUUAAACCUAAUCAAGUCUUUAUAGUGAUUGACUUGUGAUUAUGUGAUUGAUUAGGCUUUGUCUGUAGGCUCGGGAAUACCUCUUCUGUGACCAAAACAGUUCUGUCCAAGCAGAUGCCCUUGUUAGGAUGGUUUGUGAGUUAUUCAUUCAUUCGUUCUGCUAUAUUAUAUUAUAGUAAUUGACUAUAUAUUGAUUCUGCUAUAUCAUAUUAUAGUGAUUGACUUGUGAUUAUGUGAUUGAUUAGGCUAUGUUUGUAGACUAGGGUAUACCUCUUCUGUGACCAAAACAGUUCUGUCCAAGCAAAUGCCCUCUGUCAGGAUGGCUUAUGAGUCAUUAUUCAUUCUGCUAUGGUAGAUCAAUAUUUUGUAGGGUUUGAUGUUUAGUAAGAUAAUUUGGGAAGCCUUCUUUACAAAUAUAUAAAAUUGCAGAAAGCAUGUAAACACAUUGGUAGGGCUCUUCCUGGGGCCCUGGAGGGGGCUUGUGAAAAUGAGAAGCCCUAAAGCUUGAGCUUUAUGGUUUCACAGUAAAUCAUCUCCACGUUUAAAGAUUUAUAGAACAUUCACUACAGGUAGUAUUAGAAGUUAUGAAGGAUAUGGAGGUUUCUAAAAGAGAAAAGAUGGAUCCAAGUUUUAGUAAUAUAGUCAUCCUACAUAGACUCAGGACAAAAUCCCCUUUAUUUUUUUCAUUCAACAAAUAUUUAUGGAGUACCUACUAUGUGCUAGCUAAGCCCUGGAACAUAGCUGUGAAAACACUAGUCUGCCCUGUGGAGCUCAUAUUCAAGUGUUACCUGCAUCGUGACUUGUAGACCUACGUAGGUUGCAAUGAAAAGAGCCACAGUGUUGAUCUGUGACUUUGGUGCCUGGUUUCUCUUUUUAAUCCCUCUGCCCUUUUCAGGCCUGUUCUGGGAGUGAGUGCCACAUGGUUAAAUUGGUGCUGAAAGAACCUUAGCCAUCCCAAGCAGUGAUGAAAGAAUCAUUAUUACCAGGGAAAGUGGGUUUGCUGACUUGUAACAUUCAAACCCUUCCCUGCCCUGACUGGUAUGAAAUAUUGAUAAGGAGUCAUUGUUUCUUCACCAAAGAUAGGCUCUGUUUUGGGGCUAACUUCAGCUCGGUAUGGCAGGCAAACCUGAAUGAGCAAUUUGUUCUGACUCCAGAGCUGUAGGUAGGGGUGUUUCUUUAUGUCUUGGCUCUAGAGGGGCAGCCAAUGCCACAGUCUCAAAGAACAGAAGAAUUGGAUUCUAGAGAUGUAAAGGGCUUGCCUGGUUGUUUACCUUUAGCCACUGCUCCCCUUGGCCACAGUGGGGCAGUGACUCAGAGCUGGAACUAUGUUCCUGCCUGGUUGCCAGAUUUUGGUGGGGGGUGGAGAGGAAGGAGGAUGAAUGAGCAGGAGCAAGUGGCUGCUGGAUUUGCAGCGCCUUGGGAGACAGCUGCUCAAGAACUGAAAUUGAAAGAGAGCAGGCAGGCUGGGAGUCUCCCUCCCUGUCUGACCUGAACCUGAUUUUGUAAGGCUCCACAGCUGGGGAAGACACUAUCUGAACAUGGAGCCCAAAGGGAGAGUGAGUGUGUCAGCUGCCUUUUCCAGAAAGAACAAGAGAGCAGCCAUAACCUGCAGACCACAGCGUUCAGGCAUCCUGUGACGGGGCAGUUUUCUCCAGAAAAUAGUGAAUUCAUUCUUCAAGAAGAGCCGAAUCCACAUAUGUCGAAGCAGGACAGAAACCAAAGACCGUCCAGCAUGGUCAGUGAAACAUCCACGGCUGGGACCGCCUCCACCCUAGAGGCCAAGCCUGGACCCAAGAUCAUAAAGUCCAGCAAUAAAGUCCACAGCUUUGGGAAGAGAGACCAGGCCAUUCGGAGGAACCCCAACGUUCCUGUGGUGGUGAGGGGCUGGCUGCACAAGCAGGACAGUUCUGGGAUGAGGCUGUGGAAAAGGAGGUGGUUUGUGCUUGCCGAUUACUGCUUAUUUUACUAUAAAGACAGCCGAGAAGAAGCAGUCCUUGGGAGCAUUCCCUUGCCCAGCUACGUGAUCUCGCCUGUGGCCCCUGAGGAUCGCAUAAGCCGCAAAUACUCCUUUAAGGCUGUGCACACGGGGAUGCGAGCGCUCAUCUAUAACAGCUCCACAGCAGGCUCUCAGGCCGAGCAGUCGGGCAUGAGGACCUACUACUUCAGUGCCGACACCCAGGAGGACAUGAAUGCUUGGGUCAGGGCCAUGAACCAGGCUGCACAGGUGCUGUCUCGAUCAUCACUGAAGAGGGACAUGGAGAAGGCGGAGCGGCAGGCUGUCCCCCAGGCCAACCACACAGAGUCCUGUCAUGAGUGUGGCCGGGUGGGACCCGGACAUACGAGAGAUUGUCCUCAUCGUGGUCAUGACGACUUUGUCAACUUCGAGAGACAAGAGCAGGAGGAAGAGCGGUACCGUUCCCAGAGGGACCCGCUGGAGGGCAAGCGGGACCGAAGCAAGGCCAGGUCUCCAUACUCGCCGGCCGAGGAGGAUGCUUUGUUUGUGGAUUUACCCACUGGCCCAAGAGGCCAGCAGGCACAGCCCCAGCGGGCAGAAAAGAAUGGCGUGCUGCCUGCCUCAUAUGGCCCAGGAGAGCAGAACGGGACUAGUGGGUACCAGCGGGCCUUUCCUCCCAGGACCAAUCCUGAAAAGCACAGCCAAAGGAAGAGCAACCUGGCCCAGGUGGAGCACUGGGCAAGGGCCCAGAAGGGGGACAGCAGGAGCCUUCCCUUGGACCAGACGCUUCCUCGCCAGGGUCCUGGCCAAUCCCUGUCCUUCCCAGAAAACUACCAGACUCUUCCCAGGAGCACCCGACACCCAUCAGGGAGCUCCUCACCACCUCCCCGAAACCUGCCAAGUGACUACAAGUAUGCGCAGGACCGAGCCAGCCACCUGAAGAUGUCGAGUGAAGAGCGCCGGGCACACCGGGAUGGCACUGUGUGGCAGCUCUAUGAGUGGCAGCAGCGCCAGCAAUUCCGGCAUGGCAGCCCCACAGCGCCCAUCUGCCUCGGCUCCCCAGAGUUCACCGACCAGGGCCGAAGCAGGAGCAUGCUAGAGGUGCCCCGCUCCAUCUCUGUGCCUCCAUCUCCCUCAGACAUCCCUCCCCCGGGACCCCCGAGGGUCUUCCCACCCCGGCGGCCACACACGCCAGCAGAGAGGGUCACGGUGAAGCCACCAGACCAGAGGAGGAGUGUGGACAUCUCACUGGGGGAUUCUCCCAGGAAGGCACGGGGCCACACUGUCAAGAACUCAUCUCACGUGGACCGACGUUCCAUGCCCUCCAUGGGUUACAUGACCCACACUGUCAGUGCUCCCAGUUUACAUGGAAAAUCGGCUGAUGAUACCUACCUCCAGCUGAAGAAAGACCUGGAGUACCUGGAUCUAAAGAUUAAAAAUAAUGAACCUUUGAUCAACGUGCUUUACAAAGUGCUGAAGAAGUCAGCACGGGGCUGUCGGCCCAGGAGAAGCAUGACAGGCCGGGACCUUCUUAAGGAUCGAAGUCUGAAGCCUGUGAAGAUCGCGGAGAGCGACAUUGAUGUCAAACUGAGCAUUUUCUGCGAACAAGACAGGAUCCUCCAGGACUUGGAAGACAAGAUACGAGCCCUUAAGGAGAACAAAGACCAGCUAGAAUCCGUGCUGGAGGUAUUGCACAGACAGAUGGAGCAGUACCGAGACCAGCCCCAGCAUUUGGAGAAGAUUGCCUACCAGCAAAAGUUGCUGCAGGAAGACCUGGUCCAUAUCCGAGCUGAGCUCUCCAGAGAGUCCACUGAGAUGGAAAAUGCUUGGAACGAAUACCUGAAGUUGGAGAAUGAUGUGGAACAGCUGAAGCAGACCCUGCAGGAGCAACACAGAAGAGCCUUUUUUUUCCAGGAGAAAUCGCAGAUACAGAAAGAUCUAUGGAGAAUUGAAGAUGUCAUUGCAGGCCUGAGUGCAAAUAAAGAGAACUUCAGAAUCCUUGUGGAGUCGGUCAAAAAUCCAGAGAGAAAAACGGUGCCUUUGUUUCCACACCCGCCUGUGCCUUCACUCUCAACUUCUGAGAGCAAGCCUCCCCCACAGCCCAGUCCUCCCACCAGCCCUGUGCGGACCCCUCUGGAGGUUCGACUCUUCCCCCAGCUGCAAACCUACGUGCCGUACCGACCUCACCCACCCCAGCUGAGGAAAGUGACAUCCCCCCUUCAGUCACCAACUAAGACGAAGCCCAAAGUUCAGGAAGAUGAAGCACCUCCCAGGCCCCCACUCCCUGAGCUCUACAGCCCAGAGGACCAGCCCCCAGCUGUGCCACCUCUCCCCAGAGAGGCCACCAUCAUCCGGCACACGUCUGUGCGGGGCCUCAAGCGGCAGUCGGACGAGAGGAAGCGAGACCGGGAGCUGGGGCAGUGUGUGAAUGGGGACUCCAGAGUGGAGCUGCGGUCGUACGUCAGUGAGCCUGAGCUGGCGACCCUCAGCGGGGACAUGGCCCAACCCUCCCUUGGACUUGUGGGCCCUGAUAGCGGGUACCAGACGCUGCCAGGCAGAGGGCUCUCAGGGUCCACGUCAAGACUCCAGCAGUCAUCCACCAUUGCUCCCUAUGUCACACUCCGGAGGGGUCUCAAUGCAGAAAGCAGCAAGGCAACCUUCCCUAGACCCAAGAGUGCCUUGGAGCGCCUGUACUCAGGAGACCACCAGCGGGGCAAGAUGAGUGCGGAGGAGCAACUAGAACGCAUGAAGCGGCACCAGAAGGCCCUGGUCCGAGAGCGCAAGAGGACGCUGGGCCAAGCGGAGAGGACGGGCCUGCCCUCAUCUCGCUACCUCAGCCGGCCGCUCCCAGGAGAUCUUGGCUCAUGGAAGCGUGAGCAGGACUUUGACCUGCAGUUGCUGGAACGGGUCGUGCAAGGGGAAAGAAAGGACAAGGAGGAGAAUGGCUGGUUGAAAGUGCAGGCCAUGCCUGUCACUGAGUUGGACCUGGAGCCUCAAGACUAUGACUUGGACAUCAGCAGAGAGCUGUCCAAACCAGAGAAGGUAUCAAUCCCUGAGCGUUACGUGGAGCUAGAUCCUGAAGAGCCACCCAGCCUUGAGGAGCUACAAGCGCGGUACCGCAAAGCCGAGAAGAUCCGCAAUAUCCUCGCCCGGUCAAGCAUGUGCAACCUGCAGCCGACCUCAGGCCAGGACCGGAACAGUGUGGCCGACCUGGACUUGAAGCUGCAGGAGCAGGAACGCAUCAUCAACAUCUCCUACGCCCUGGCCUCCGAGGCCUCCCAGCGCAGCAAGCAGGUGGCAGCACAGCAGCUGGCCCUCCUCCUGCCUAAAAGCCCCCUGUCUUCCAGGACGGUGCCACCUUACCCCCCUUUAACCAACGGACUCCACUACACCUUUGUCUAACACCUUCCAACCCAGGCAGUGACUGACCCGUGACCCAGUAUACAGAGAAGCCUAGAGCCCGGGGCCCAGUGGAACCAGCUUCCUCCAAGGAGAUCAACCUUUCUGCCCCCAAGGAAACUGCCUCCGGCUGGGCAGGGAAUCUGGCUGGAGGAAGGAGCAGCUUACUGACUGCGGGUGUCCACCACAGGCGAGGCCCUAACACGCAUUCACUAGUUUAGCUCAGACUCCUCUCUACAUAUGAAUGGCAAAGGCACUUUUGAUACACACUGUAAAAUAUACUGUAUUUUAAAAUUGGAAUCUCUUUUCUAAUGUUCACCUCAAGGGCUGAGUGGCAGGGAGGGUGAGGAUGCAGGACUUUGCAGCUGCACCUACAGAUUCAGGUACUUUUGGGUGACAGGUGUGGGUGGGGGAAAGGGCGGGGCAAGCAGAGGACAGUUCAACUUCCAAUGACCUCAAGAGAAAGUGGGAUUUGAAGAGGCAUUCCCAGUGGAUUCCAGCGUUAGGCUGGUUGGCAUGCUGUCUAGGAGAAGAAGGGCCCUUGGCUGCAGAGAUCAGCUGUCCCUGACCUGAUGACCAGCUCUAUGUGAAACUCCACCAGAAUGGCACGUGGAGCCCAAGUCUGCAUCUUGGCCCUUGGGUUUGGCUUAGGGGCAACAGUGUGUUCAAAAGCACUGGGGCCCACAACCUGCCCACAGGCUUCCCUCAGCAAAGGGCUCUUAUCAGAAAGAAAAAAGCAGUUUGCUUUCAUUGUUUUUUGAUACGGAGUUUUACUGUUGUUGCCCAGGCUGGAAUACAAUGGUGCUAUCUCAGCUCACCGCAACCUCUGCCUCCUGGGUUCAAGGGAUUCUCCUGCCUCAGCCUUCCGAAUAACUGGGAUUAUAGGCAUGUGCCACCACGCCCAGCUAAUUUUGUAUUUUUAGUAGAGACAGAGUUUUUCCAUGUUGGUCAGGCUGGUCUUGAACUCCUGACCUCAGGUGAUCUACCUGCCUCAGCCUCCCAAAGUGCUGGAAUUACAGGUAUGAGCCACCGCACCCAGCCUGCUUUCAUUUUUAACAGUACACAAUGAAGUACAGAAAAGUUGAGAGGAAGCAACUUUCAUUGUAUCAUAGCAAUAAACUCCACACUGGGUGACAUCUACCUAGAAAUCCCUUCCCUCCAACCAGGCCAUGUUGGGAACUUUCUCUGCCUGCCCUUGGAAAACCCCGGUUGGCUUCCCUAGGACUCAGGUCUGGUGGCAGGAGGGCAGCAGUGUGCCCCCACCAUCCCUGAUGGCCUGCUGCUGGCAGGGCCAUAAUGGCAGGACUUGACUUCCAGCCCCACAUGAGAAGGGGAGGCUACCAAGCCAGGUGCAGUGUUUGUGGCCCUUUAUUUAAGUUGUGUUCUUAUAUUAUUCUGCAAAUAGAAAAUGAUGUUUAAAUGGAAAAACAACAACAACAAAAACUUCCAUUGGGUGGAGCCACACUUUAAAUGAAAAUUUCUCUUUGACUAUGCUCAGAAAAAAAAAAUAGAAUUUUGAAUAUAUUUAGCAGUUGCCGUCUAUUUUUAACUAACUCCAUAUGCUGCCAGUAUCGACUUCAUGACAUUUGCCAAAUAAAAUUUUAUUUUUGCCUUUAUAAGAUUUUCUUGGAAAAAAAUGAAUAUUUUGCAAGAAAAAGUUAAUUUAAAAAUGUAAUGGUUUGCAAAAAGAUGUGAUGUACAGAUUAAAAUAUUAACCUGAUAUGUUUCCUGCUUCUUGCAGA